This is a messenger RNA of Vitis riparia (riverbank grape), 978 nucleotides long. RefSeq names its product probable disease resistance protein RF9. The transcript has 3 exons. The record is from RefSeq and is a predicted model, not a curated record. Bases 1 to 978 code for a protein of 325 amino acids. NCBI's taxonomy places the organism in Eukaryota, Viridiplantae, Streptophyta, Magnoliopsida, Vitales, Vitaceae. Gene Ontology annotation, biological process: defense response to other organism.
AUGACCACCCGAAAUAAAGAAAUUGCUGCACAAGCCAAUCCGCAUGAAGUUGUUGGGCACACCGAUUCACAGGCUCUUGUCUAUGAACUCCGGAUUAUGGAUGAUGAUGAGAGUUGGGAGCUCUUUCUCAAGAAGACUUUUGGAGCGAGAGAUAGAGGCUUAUUGUAUGAACUGAUCCACAGAAGCAUGGUUCAGGUGGCUCGAAAGAAGGCAAAUGGAAGAGUGAUGUCUUGUCGCAUACAUGAUCUCCUUCGGGACCUUGCUAUUUCAGAGGCCCCAGAGAUGCAAAACUUUUUGAGGGGAUGGUUGACUCCGUAUUUGAAGAAGGGGUUUUUCGAUUCUAUUGCUGAAUUGACAACUCUUCGGACCUUGUUUUUGGGGGAUUUGAAGGCUUACAAGAAAAAGACGUUAUUAAAUCGGGUUGGAUUGAAGUGGCAGGAGAAUGUUGUUGAAGAGAAAACAUUGAUACCAGGACUCAUGUCUUUCUCACGCCACACCUAUCUCUAUAAAGUGUUCCUACAUGGAAAGUUGGACAAGUUACCAGAGCAAACUGAAUUCUACCCUCCCAACCUCCUCAAACUCACUUUGAGCAAAUGUGAGCUAGAGGAUGACCCAAUGUUGAUUCUAGCGAAGCUCCCAACCUUGAGAAUUCUUGGAUUAUAUAGGGGCUCAUAUGUUGGAAAGAAAAUGGUUUGUCCCUGUGGAGGAUUUCUUCAACUCGAAAGCCUAGAACUGGAUAGUUUAAAUGAAUUAGAAGAAUUGACAGUUGAGGAAGGAGCAAUGUGUAAUCUGAGGACUCUACAGAUUUCGUUUUGUACUAAAAUGAAAAAACUUCCUCGUGGAUUGUUGCAGAUGAAAAAACUUGAGAAAUUGGAGCUGAGAACAAGAAGCAAAGAAUUAAUUGAAGAGGUCCAGCAAACAGAGGAAGAAGCAUGGGAUAGAAUUCGUCUCAUCACAUCCAUAAACAAGUGGGAUUAA